UCCUAGUUUUACAGAAGAUUAGGUCCCAUAGUUUUCUCCCUAUUACAUUUAGGUAAUUGCUAUACAGUCAUGUGCUGCAUAGCGUCCGUUCUGGCAACGUCUGACCGCAUAUAUGUCGGUGGUCCCAUACCAGAGUAAACAGAGGUAAUCAAACAUGUAAAAGCCUGAGAAGUCAGAAUGCUAGGUGGAGAUUCAUGGGUUGUUUUUUUUUUUUUUCUUCAGAUAUAUGCACUUUCAAAUGCUGCUGUGAAAGGUCAAACAAUAUGAAAAAAAUUGGUUACAUAUAGUGUCCAUGUGUAUCUUGGUAUCUGCUGUUUUCUAGUCUCUCCUUUAUAGUGUAGAUUACCCCUCUUAAGAUGAGAGUAGUUGGGAUUUAGAGUAUAGGUGAAGAAACUGGCCUAAGGCAGAAGGAAUUGCAUCUAUUUCACUGUAACUAAGGCACUCUGGUGGUGCAGUGGUUAAAGCACUUGGCUGCCAACCCAUGAUUCGGACCCACCAGCUGCUCCUUGGGAGAAAGAUGGGACGGUCUGCUUCCAUAAAAGAUUUACAGCCUUGGAAACCUUAUGGGGCAGUUUUCUGUCCUGUAGGGUCGCUAGGAGUCAGAAUCUACUUCACGGCAGUGGAUUUGUUUGUUUGUUUUGGUUCACUGUAACUAGAGGAAAUUUAUGCAGUUAUUGGUUUCAUGGCUUCUGUUUACUGUGAGAAGUGGAAGAGAGUUGAAAAUGGGGCAUUUGAGGAGAGUGAGGUUUGAAAUUUCCAUUGAGAAAUUUGUAGCAGCAAGAGGCAAAAGAGAAGUAUUGAUUUGGAAGUGAAACACAAGGUUAUUAAACAAUAGAAAAGUGGAAGCUCAGUGAAUGCUGUUGAUUCACUGAUUUAGGCAUGUUUGCACAGUGUCCAGAUCACUAAACAUCCUACUUCACGGAAGGUAUUGUAUACGUUUAAUGACACAUGACUGUGUCAGUAUUCAUUGAUCUGUAACAUUGGUUCUCAAAGUGUAGUCCUGGACCCUUGGGGGUUCCUGAGACCCUUUCAAGUGAGUCUGUGAGGUCAACACUAUUUUCAUAAUAUUAUUAGAUGUUAGUUACUUUUUUAUAGUGCAAAAGCAGCAGUGGGUGAAACUGCUGAUGCUUUAGCAUUAAUCAAGGCACGGCUGCAAACUGAACUCUAGUAGUCCUUGUAUUCUUAACAAUUUUGCACUCAGAGUGAAAAAAAAAGUCAGUUUCACUUUAUGUCCUUGAUGAAGCAUUAAAAAUUAUUACUUUUUUUAAAGCUCAAUCUUUGAGUACAAAUUUUUCAGUAUUUUGUGUGACAAAAAGGGAAGUAUGCACACAACACUUCCGCUGUACACCCAGGUACUAUGGUUGUCAUGAGGAAAAACUUCCGUGCGAUUGAGUUGUGAACUGAAUUAGCUGCUUUUUUCUAUGGAGACACCAUUUUUACUUGAAAGAAAGACUAACCAACCAUGGUUAUUCAGAACAUGGGUAUUUGGCAGACAUUUUCUUAAAAAUGAACAAAGUGAGCCUAUUACUUCAAGGAAAAUAACAGGUAGUAUUUAUUUGUUGCCAGUAAUAAAAGUCAAGCUUUCAAGUGAAAAUUAGACUUUUGGAAAACUUGUAUUCACCAUUGUGAGCCUGACAGCCUCCCAGUAUUUAAAAACAUUCUUACGAGUUAUGUAAUGAUCUUAACAAAUGUAAUUUUUUAACAUUGUAUCAUCAGAUGUGUACAUAUAUGGAAGAUAUGCACGACUGAAAGAACCAUGCAUAUCAAAGAAUCAUGCAUAGCUAAGAGAUUCAAAGUGAAAGACAGAUCAGUGACUUUAAAUGUAAAAGAGUACGAAAAAGUCAUUGACACAGUUUCAGGUUCCACAUUGCACCUAACCUUUAAGAAUCUACCACUUGUAAGUUUUGAUAUAUCAAAGAAUAAUAUCACAAUUAUCUGAAAAGGCUGUUAAAAUACUUCUCCCUUUUCUAACUGCAUAUCUGUAUGAGGCUCGAUUUUGUUUUUCAUAACAUUUCAACCAGAAUAGCAUACGUAACAGUUUGAAUGCAGAAGUCGCUAUAAGAAUCCAGUUGCCUUUCAUUAAGCCAGAUAUUAAAGAGAUUUGCAACAAUGUAAAACAAUACUAGUUUCUCAUUAAUUUUUUUAUUUUGGAAAUUAUAGUUAUUUUUCGUAUGUUAAUUUUUAAUAGGUAAUGAGUUUUUGGGUAUUUUUAAAUGAAUAAAUAUUUUAUAAAUUUGUCAUUUUAAUUUUGGAUACAAUAAGUGUCAUUAAAUAUAACUCACAUAAGCAAAAACUCUUUGGGAUCUUCAAUUUUUAAGAGUGAAAGGGGUUUCAAAAUACCACUGAUUAUAGGUUACAGUGGAUUGAAAUAAGCUCCUGAGGAAUACUUUAGUUUCUGAUUUAUUUAAAAAUCUUAAGAAGAAACAACACAGAAGAAAAGACAAAUAAUUUACUUUUAUUUGUAUUAUACUGAUAGUUACAUUUAAAAGAUGCUUAAUAUGUGCCCGGCUCUAUGCUGAACGCAGGGCCUAUGUUAUUUCCUCUAAGCUUUCUUCUGCAACAUGUGUAUUACCCAAGUUUUACAAAUAGGAGAGCUGAGGCACAGCAAGGUUAAGUAAUUGGCUUAAAAGAGCAGACCCAAGUUUCAGACCUAGUUCUAGUCUGAUUCAAAAACCUGAGCCCCUCAUCAUGAUGCUCUGCUGCCUCACAGAAAAGUGUAUUUUAUGAAUCAGCACUGCAUCCACAUAACAAAUCAGUCAUUAGAAGAAAAACAGAAUGCCGAUAUCUGAAGAUUAUUCAUGCAGAGUUGAAAACACCUACCCAUGUUUUCAUUUUAAUCAAGGCCAUACCUGUACCGUUUUGUGGAACCAAAUCCUUAGAAGGUUAGGAGACCUUCAGAAUAGACUGGAAGUCUGUAGGCUUACUUUCUUACAGAUAAAUUGUAGUUAAUAUGUAAAUCUAGCUCAAGGUUGGGCCGAUUUACAGGAUGGCUUUAAUUUAGCCCCUCUUCUUGGUUUCAUUCAGAGGUAUAGAAACCUUAGAUCAUCUGAAGGUGUUAUUUUGAUCAGAAAGGAGUUAUCUCAUUGGGAGAAAAGGGAAUGUGAAUGGAGUUGAAGUCGGGUGAAUGUGAAGAGAAUAGCACUGCCUCUCGGAUUCCAGGCCUCUUGGAUUAUUGUACUGAGACCAUCGGGUGACUGAAAGGAAAGCAAGUGUGAAAGCAGGUUCUGAAAAAGGGAAGUGACUUGACCAAGAGGCACCCUGCACAGGAACACACAUUGCCAGUUUUAGCUCCAGAUGGUAAGAAUAGCUCUGUGUGUUCAGACCCUCUUGUUUUGGAAUCAUCUGCAGAACACUUUUGUUUCUGCUUGGUGGGUUUGCUGACUGAAAAAACCUUGCAAACAUUUGUAUUAACAGUGUUCCACAUGCCUAAGCAAAUCAACUUUAUACUACUAACUUUAAAAUUGUCUUGGUAAAUUUGCUUUGAAAUUAAUGUGAACAGCUUCAUUAAUAUUACACAUUAUACUCCUGUAUUGUCAUUAAACUGUUAUUGUUUUCUCUAACCUUUUUAACAGCCUCAGUGGAAGUGGAAAUAAGGGUGUGAAUCAUUGUACCUAUCUUGGCCCAAAAAGCAGGGAAGAAAGGUGUGAUUCUUUUUUCUUUUGGUCUUGACGAACUCUAACUUGAUUCCCAGAUUUCCCUCUGACAUUCAUACUGUAUCCUCAAACCAGUCUUCCUUUCACUCAACAUUACUAUGACGAGUGUAUAACUGGUACUUGUCUUUCAGAUGUGUAUUAUGUAAAUAGGCUUUGACAGGGGGCAAAUUUAAACUGUUGUAAAGAUAGACCGUUCAUUUCUAAAACUGCCUUUUGUGGUAGAAUUGAAUUGCUGAUUGUGUGAAGUAGUUUUUAAAAUGAGGGGAAAACAAAAUGAGAACUUAUGAAUACUUGCACAGUAAAAAUAUGGAAGAGGAAUAUGAUCAUUGUGUUUUUUUCCUCUGAAAUAGUCAAUAGCUUUUUAUUGCAAUGAUAAUUAGCCAAAGAAAUUCCCACACGUAGAUAAAAAUGAGUUGUAGUGAGAUGUAAAUAGUGAGAUGUAGACUGAAGAUUGGAAAUAUACUGUGAGUUCAAAUGAUACAGGUACAGAGUGUUCUUUUAUUAUGUAAUUUGGGAAGAGUUUCGGAACUCCAAAAUUGAAUAAACACAUUGAGGGACUGUGUGUUUUGUUAGUUCUUAUGUCAGAAAGCGUUCUCUUGAUGUGGAUGCAUUUCUAAGAUAAGUGGUUAGUUUGUUCUUGUUUCAUUUUCAAUAUUUGUCUUUGAGCACUUGACAAAUUGAGAGAAGAGGAUGUCCUAACUCUAGGAGACCGUUGGCAUCUGCUUGAGGCUUUUUCUUUUGGUCUUUCCACUGUACCUAGGAAAUAUAUGAUGAGAAGAAGGUAUCCUGGGUCAUGAAACUUAAUCCACAACAAGCUCCAUUAUAUGGCGAUUGCGUUGUUACAGUAUUGCUUGCUGAAGAGGACAAAGUUGAAGAUGAUGUAGUUUUUUACUUGGUAUUUUCGGGUUCUACCCUCCAUCACUGUACAAGCACUCGGAAGAUCAGUUCUGAUACAUUGGAGACGAUUGCUCCUGGUCAUGACUGCUGUGAGACAGUGAAGGUGCUGCUCUGUGCUUCCAAAGAGGGGCUUCCUGUGUUUGUGGUGGCUGAAGAAGACUUUCAUUUCAUCCAAGAUGAGGCAUAUGAUGCAGCCCAGUUCCUGGCAACCAGCGCUGGAAACCAGCAGGCUCUGAACUUCACUCGUUUUCUUGACCGGUCAGGACCUCCAUCUGGGGACGUGAAUUCCCUCGAUGAGAAGGUAGCACUAGCAUUCAGACACCUGAAGCUGCCAGCAGAGUGGAAUGUGUUGGGGACAGAUCAGACUUUGCAUGAUGGUGGCCCACGAGAGACUUUGAUGCAUUUUGCUGUACGGUUGGGUCUGCUAAGGUUGACAUGGUUCCUGUUGCAGAAGCCAGGUGGCCGUGGAGCUCUUAGCAUCCACAACCAGGAAGGGGCAACGCCUGUGAGCUUGGCUUUGGAGCGGGGUUACCACAAGCUGCACCAGCUUCUUACUGAGGAGAAUGCUGGAGAACCAGACUCCUGGAGCAGUUUGUCCUAUGAAAUACCCUAUGGAGACUGUUCUGUAAGACAUCAUCGAGAGCUGGACAUCUAUACGUUAACCUCUGCGUCUGAAUCACAUCACGAACCCCCAUUUCCUGGAGACAGUUGCACUGGACAUAUUUUUAAGCUUAGGAACAUCCAGCAGCAGCUGAUGAAAACAAACCUCAAGCAGAUGGACAAUCUUAUGCCCUUAAUGGUUACAGCACAGGAUCCUUCAAGUCUCCCCAGCACCCCAGGCAUAGAUGGCCAGUCUCUUCCCUGCGCGUCAGAGCCCAUGGACAGCCUGCAGCCUUCUCCUCCUCCUCCUAAAUAUACAGGUAGCACUCCAUGCUGCCAAGGGAGCUCUGCCAAGGGGCAGAUUGAAAGUUCCUGUGAUCUGUCAAGUGUAGUUAAGGAAGAGAACACAGUCUGUUCCUGUCAGGAAGAAGAUAAAGGCGUGGAGAGAAAUGGGGAAGAGGUGGAGCCCACCCCCGUUGUGGACUCUGGAACUGUGUCUGAUCAAGACAGCUGCCCUCAGAGCAUGCCUGACUGUGGAAAAAAGGGCACGGAAGGCUUUGUCUCCUGUGGAAACAGAAAUGAAGAAACUGGAACAAAAUCUUGUGGAAUGACUGCAGACCAGGAGUCUCUGAGUAGUGGAGACAACGUCCUGCAGGAAGACCUGGCCGCAGAGCCAGGCACAGCCCAGCAUUUCUCUGGAGGUGAACUGACUGUCAGUUCAACAACAGAUGUCAGUGUCCCAGAGACUGUAGGGGAAACGGAACAUGGUCUCAUGAACCCAGAUUCCACCUUCCAGAAGAAUGUGCUUGAAGUAGGAGAGAGUACAAAGGAAAGAAUUGAGAACUUUCAUCUCAGCACAGCUGGAGCCUCUGACAUAAAAGCCACAAGUAAGCCUGUGGAUAAAGCCAGUGUUCCAAACUGUGUCUCUGCCACCAGUUCCCUGGAUGAUCAUAAACCUGCUGAGUCUUUACUUGCAUUUAGCAAUGGAGAAAAUUCCACUGAAAAAACUACAGAAACGGAAACUUCAAGGAGAAGUUAUGAAGAGAGUGCUGAUGUGCCAGUAGGUCAGAACUCUCUGGUAAUUCCAGCUGCCUCAAAAGACAAGAUAUUAGAUGGGUCAAAACCUGACACUCCCUCAGCAAGCAUAUGUGAGGCAGUGUCAGCCUCUGAUUUAACUUUUCCCGGGCCAGAAAAAGAUCUAAUACCAAACCAGAAAUCAGAAACUAACUCAUCUCAUGUUGAAAGUCAGAGCAGCAGGUCACCCAUCUAUCCUAUAACUGGAGAUGAUAAACUUUGUGCUGACUCUGCAUGUCAACAACAGAACACAGUGACUUCUAGUGGCAAGUUGAUGGCAAAACAUUGUGAUGACAUAGUUGCCCAGCCUGAAGACAGCAUAACGGGGCAGCCCAUCACACAACAUCCACCCUCUGCGGUCCUCUGUGAAGACCCACAGAUUAACGCAAUCAUCUCUGACCCUGUACGAGAUACCCAGGAGCAUGCGGAUCUUUGUCCUCCCGAAGUUACAGAUAAAGAGGGCCAAGGAGAAGAUUUGAAUCUAGAUAUACCUUUAACUAACAUGUGUGAGGUGGCUUUGGAUCCACAUCCAGUUGUCCCCAAAGCUGAGAAAGAAGUGGUGCAAGACCAGGCAGUGACAUCAGACAGCACUUUUUCUCCAGCAAGCAGGCCAGGCAGUGAAUCAGUAACCAAAGAUGAUGCACUUUCUCCUGUCCCCUCCCAGAAAGAAAAAGGAACAGCAACUCCUGAACUACAUCAGGCUACAGAUUGUAGAGAUGACCCAGGUGGAGAUUCGAGUGAUCCCAAUAAGCAGCCACUAGAAGACAGUACAGCCAGCCUCGACACUUCCUUUUCUGCUACAGAUCUCCAGCCCCGCAUGGGGAAUACCAGUUCUCUGGGACUUGGUGGGCAGCAUGAAGAGCCCUGCCCCUCAGCAGCCUCAGAAGUUCUGAGUAUCGAGGGUUUGGACACUGAGUCUUCCCUGCUAAGUGUGAGUAAGGCCUCUUUGGCCACUGAUUCAGUUUUGACUGGAGAAGGAAAACAGCUGGUGGUUCCAGAAAGCUCUGCAGCUCAGGGACAAGAUGACAAAGAUAAAGCAGUGAUUUGCCACUUCAUCGAGGAAGACAGUCUUUCUUCAGGAGUGUUACAGGAAGAGCAGAGAACACCACCUCCUGGAAAGGAAGCACUGGGAUUUUGUGAAGAACCUAGUUCAGCUGCCUGUGCUGAAGGCAACACACUUCAGCACAGUAAUUCACUGGACACAUCCUCUGCCUUUCUUAAUGUAGAAACUGAAAAUAACAAGAAAGUCGCCCCACAAGGCUCAUUGCUGACUGAAGGUGGGGCUGCACAGAGCUUGGUGCCACCAGGAGCAAGUCUGACUGUAGCUUCCAGGCAGGAAGCCUUGGGCCCAGAGCAGAGCAACCCACCUCUGUUGCUAGGUCUGGUGCCAGAUUCAUCUGAGGCUCUUAAUUAUAGUCAGUCUUUUGUUCAGGAUGCUGGAGUGAAGGACGCUCAAACCCAGGGAGAAACUGCUGCUUGUGAGGUGAAUGAAAAUGUGACAUUGGAUGUUGCCAUGGUUAGCACUCAACAAGAUACUGUUGGGGCCAGAAGAAAGGAUAUAUCACACAACACCCAAGACAUCCCUGCUUCAAAAGUCUUGUUGAGCCCGGAGAAGAAUAUGAUCCUGGGUUUGCCAGAAGCUUUACCAGACAAAAGUAUGACUGACCUACAGGUAGCUGUAACCCCAGAGGUGCUACCACUUGACUGGGAGAAAGGGAAGCUAGAGGGAGCAGGCCAUAGCUGUACUCUGGGCAACUCCAAGGAGGCACAGAUGGAUGAUGAAGCAAAUCAAGUCCCACUGCAGCCUGUUGCCAAGGAGCUCACUGCAGACAGAGGGCUGUCAACCACUGAAAACAGGGCCCCACCUGGCAUGAAGGAGGUCAGGCAAGCUGCAGCCCCGCGCAAGGAAAGAAGUGUUCCCACUCUGUCCAGCACUGUGUCCGCCAAAGCUGUGACUCUGCCUGAGGGAGCAGACUUGAUAGAGGAGGCUGCAAGUCAAAUAGUGGCUGUUGUCAUAGAACGAGUCAAGGCCUCAGGAGCACUGAUUACUGACAGGGAAAUCAGUCACAUUCUACCGCCCAGCCCUUCUGAGUCAGGCCCUGUGACUGAACAGCUAGAGAAUGUUUCUCCUGAGAAGGUGAAUGCUUUCCUGCCAGGGCAGACCCCACAGGUGGUCAGUAUUCAUGGAGAAGCCACUGUGAACGUUGCAGGAUGUUGUGCUGGAAAGGAGGAGCCAGAGAAAAGUAUCCUGCCUGUCCAAGGACCUGAGCCGGCAACAGAAAUGCCAGACACGAAAGCUGAAGAUGAAGUGGACUUUCUGAGUAAUUCCAAGAAGAGUUCAGUUUCUGAAGAGCUGACUGUAGGGCACAUAACUACACCUAUGAUGAAACAAAACCCGAAGACCCAAGUGAUAAACCAAGAAAGCUGGUGUACCAUAGAACCAUGCCCUGAAGCAGCAUCUCUUUUGUCUCCCAAGCAGAGCCCAGAAUGUGAUGAAAACUUCUUAGAUGUUGGACUGGGCAGAGAGUGUACCUCAUCACAAAGUGGACUUAAAAGACAAUCUGGGAGUGAUUCUGACCUCUUUCACUCGCCCAGCGAUGAAAUGGAUAGGAUCGUCUUCUCAAAGCCCGAGGAAGAGCAGUUGGUCUGUGAUACUACUGGAUCCAGUUCUUCCACUGAUGACACGGCUUCCCUGGAUCGACAUUCUUCUCAUGGCAGUGAUGUGUCCCUCCCCCAGAUUUCAAAUUUGAACAAGUCCAAGGAUCCGCAAAGCCUUGAUGGCUUCUACAGCCAUGGGAUGGGAGCCGAGAGACUAGAGAGUGAGAGUGAGCCUACUGGCUCAGGUGAAAUGGAAGAGGAGGAGAUGGACAGCAUCACUGAGGUGCCUGCAAAUUGCUCUGUUCUGAGGGGCUCUAUGCGCUCUCUGUCCCCUUUCCGGAGGCACAGCUGGGGUCCUGGGAAGAAUGCAGCCAGUGAUGCAGAAAUGAACCAACGGAGUUCAAUGCGAGUUCUUGGGGAUGUUGUCAGGAGACCUCCCAUUCAUAGGAGAAGUAUGAGCUGGUGUCCUUCUGGUGUGCAAUACUCUGCUGCCCUGAGUGCUGACUUUACCUGCAGAAGUUUCAGUCUUGAAGGCUUGACAGGAGGAGCUGAUGUCAGAAACAAGCCAUCCUCAUCUCUAGAAGCAAACUCUGCAAAUACCAAAGAGCUCAGGCAUCCCUUCAGUGUUGAGGCGCGGGGUGACUCUUUGGUGUCACUUUCAGAAGAGGAUCUGGAGUCAGGCCAGAGAGAACGUAGGAUGUUUGACCAGCAGACAAGCCACAGAUCUAAACAACAGGGAUUUAAUUACUGUACCUCAGCCAUUUCUUCUCCAUUGACAAAAUCCAUCUCAUUAAUGACAAUCAGCCAUCCUGGACUGGACAAUACACGACUCUUCCACAACACCAGCGCUAAUCUGGCUGAAAGUAUAACAGAAGAGAACUAUGAUUUCCUGCCACAAAGCCCUUCCAAGAAAGACUUUGAAGGAAAGAGUGGAACAAAAGUCAGUCGCACAUUCAGCUACAUCAAAAAUAAAAUGUCCAGCAGUAAGAAGAGCAAAGAAAAGGAAAAAGAGAAAGACAAAAUUAAGGAGAAGGAGAAAGAUUCUAAAGAGAAGGAGAAGGACAAGAAGACUCUCAAUGGCCACACCUUUGGUUCCAUUCCUAUUGUGGGUCCCAUCAGCUGUAGCCAGUGUAUGAAGCCUUUCACCAACAAAGAUGCCUACACUUGUGCAAAUUGCGGCGCUUUUGUCCACAAAGGCUGUAGAGAAAGUCUGGCUUCCUGUGCAAAGGUCAAAAUGAAGCAGCCCAAAGGGAGCCUUCAGGCACAUGACACGUCAUCUCUCCCCACAGUCAUUAUGAGAAACAAGCCUUCACAGCCCAAGGAGCGCCCUCGGUCAGCAGUCCUCCUGGCUGAUGAAAACACUGCCGCCCCAAUGUUUGCUAACAGACGGUCCCAGCAAAGUGUCUUGCUUUCCAAAAGUGUCUCCAUACAGAACAUUGCUGGAGUUGGCAAUGAUGAGAGCAUGUCAAACACGUGGAAAUUCCUGUCACAUUCAACAGACUCACUAAAUAAAAUUAGUAAGGUCAACGAGUCAACAGAGUCACUGACUGAUGAGGGAGUAGGUACAGACAUGAAUGAAGGACAACUAAUGGGAGACUUCGAGAUUGACUCCAAACAGCUAGAAGCAGAGUCCUGGAGUCGAAUAGUGGACAGCAAGUUCCUGAAACAGCAAAAGAAAGAUGUGAUCAAACGGCAAGAAGUGAUUUAUGAGUUGAUGCAAACGGAGUUACAUCACAUCCGCACGCUCAAGAUCAUGAGCGAUGUGUAUAGCCGGGGGAUGAUGACGGAUCUGCUCUUCGAGCAGCAGAUGGUGGAAAAGCUGUUCCCCUGUUUGGAUGAGCUGAUCAGUAUCCAUAGCCAGUUCUUCCAGAGGAUCCUGGAGCGGAAGAAGGAGUCUCUGGUGGAAAAAAGCGAAAAGAACUUUCUCAUCAGGAGAAUAGGCGACGUGCUUGUCAAUCAGUUUUCAGGUGAGAAUGCAGAUCGCUUAAAGAAGACAUACGGCAAGUUUUGUGAGCAGCACAACCAGUCUGUAAACUACUUCAAAGACCUCUAUACCAAGGAUAAGCGUUUUCAGGCCUUCGUAAAGAAGAAGAUGAGCAGCUCAGUAGUAAGAAGGCUUGGAAUCCCAGAGUGCAUAUUGCUUGUAACCCAGCGCAUCACCAAGUACCCAGUUUUAUUCCAAAGAAUGUUGCAGUGUACCAAAGACAAUGAUGUGGAGCAGGAAGAUUUAGCUCAGUCCUUGAGCCUGGUGAAGGAUGUGAUUGGAGCUGUAGACAGCAGAGUGGCAAGUUAUGAAAAGAAAGUGCGUCUCAGUGAAAUUUAUACAAAGACAGAUAGCAAGUCGAUUAUGAGGAUGAAGAGUGGUCAGAUGUUUGCCAAGGAGGAUUUGAAACGGAAGACGCUUGUGCGGGACGGGAGUGUAUUUCUGAAGAACGCAGCAGGAAGGUUGAAAGAGGUUCAAGCAGUUCUGCUCACUGACAUUUUAGUUUUCCUUCAAGAAAAAGACCAGAAGUACGUCUUUGCAUCAUUGGACCAGAAAUCAACAGUGAUCUCUUUAAAGAAGCUGAUUGUAAGAGAAGUGGCGCACGAGGAGAAAGGCUUAUUCCUGAUCAGUAUGGGGAUGAAAGAUCCCGAGAUGGUAGAAGUCCACGCCAGCUCCAAGGAGGAACGGAACAGCUGGAUUCACAUCAUCCAGGAUACGAUAAACACCCUGAACAGAGAUGAAGAUGAAGGAAUCCCUAGUGAGAACGAGGAAGAGAAGAAAAUGUUGGACACCAAAGCCCGGGAAUUAAAAGAACAACUUCAACAAAAGGACCAACAGAUCCUACACUUACUGGAAGAGAAGGAGAUGAUUUUCCGGGAUAUGACAGAGUGCAGCACUCCAUUGCCAGAGGAUUGCUCCCCAACUCACAGCUCUAGAAUCCUCUUCCGGUCCAACACAGAAGAGGCUCUCAAAGGAGGACCUUUAAUGAAAAGUGCAAUAAAUGAGGUGGAGAUCCUUCAGGGUUUGGUGAGCGGAAGCCUGGGAGGCACACUGGGGCCAGCUGUCAGCAGCCUGAUUGAGCAAGAAGGCAUGGUCGGCCCUGUUUCCUUGCCCCGGAGAGCAGAGACCUUUGGAGGCUUUGACAGCCAUCAGAUGAAUGCUUCAAAAGGAGGUGAGAAGGAAGAAGGAGAUGAUGGCCAAGAUCUUAGGAGGACAGAAUCGGAUAGUGGUCUGAAGAAGGGUGGUAACGCUAACCUGGGCUUUAUGCUUAAAAGAAACAGUGAGGUCAUCCAGAGCAUUGUUCACCUCCACGAACUUCUUAGCACUUUGCAGGGUGUGGUGUUACAGCAGGACAGCUACAUUGAGGACCAGAAGCUGAUGCUGAGUGAGCGGGCGCUCACGCGGAGCUCCUCCCGCCCCAGCUCCCUCAUCGAGCAGGAGAAGCAGCGCAGCCUGGAGAAGCAGCGGCAGGACCUGGCCAACCUGCAGAAGCAGCAGGCCCAGCACCUGGAGGAGAAGCGCAGGCGGGAGCGGGAGUGGGAAGCCCGAGAGAGGGAGCUGCUGGAGCGCGAGGCCCGGCUGGCCCAGUGGGAGGAGAAGGUGCAGCGUGGGCAGCAGGACUUAGAGAGGGACCGCGAGGAGCUCCAGCAGAAGAAGGGCACAUACCAGUACGACCUGGAGAGGCUGCGUGCAGCCCAGAAACAGCUCGAGAGAGAGCAGGAGCAGCUGAAAAGAGACACGGAGCAGCUCAGCCAAAGGCGGAUAGAAGGGGACGUAUGUCAGGUCUCACAUCAGCAUACCAAGACGAUGAGGAUCCCAUCCUUCUGUCCCAAUCCUGAGGAGUCCCCUCUACCUUCUGCACCUUCAGUAGUCAAAUCAGUGUCACUGGACUCAGAACUUUCAAUGUCCCCAAAAAGGAACAGCAUCUCUCGGACACACAGAGAUAGAACUUUUCACAUACUGAGUUCAGCCAGCCAGACAAGCAGAGUACCCGAGGGGUCGAGCCAGACCCCAGUGUCCACCUCCACGUCCGCCCGCCUGUUCGGGUUAGCGAAGCCAAAGGAAAAGAAGGAGAAAAAGAAGAAGAGCAAAGGAGGCCGCCCUCAGCCCGGCGGUGAGUACACACACCCGCCCGCCCCGGGUUCUGAAGAGUGGGGUCUGCGGUUUCAAAAGGGUAUAUUUUAGGUGAGUGAAGGCUGAAUUGUCAUACUUCUCAGCAGAUCCACUUGCUCUGUUGGAUUUAACACGAACUUUAAUUCAGCAAACACUGCGCAAAGCAGAUUUCACUGUUGAGGCAUUUACUGUCCGCUUGAGGAACUGAAACUCACCUAGAUGAAGCAAAGCCCUCCCUGUCUUUCUAGGCCUAGUCCAAUAAUUGGUAAUAAUAGCCAGCAUUUAGUGAGGAUGUCCCAGAUCUGACUUGAUCAUCAAAAUGGCUGAUGGGCUCGGUGAUCUGACCCCAGGAGAAAUGAGAUGGAAGCUCCAAGAGAUUCAAUAACGUUUUAAAGGCCACAGUGCCCCAGAUGAAAUCGCACCACAUGGGCGCCCAGUUUAUGUGCCACUUUUUCUCUGAAUCCUUCUCUGUUCUUUCUGGUUGGGAUUGAUCUCUCCUUUAUGUGUGGGAGGCUUAAGAGAAAUUAAUAUUUUCUAGUCCUGUUUAGAAGUAUAGAGACUUGGUUGCACAAUGGUUAAGCAUUCGGCUGCUAACUGAAAGGUCAGCGGUUUGAACCCACCAGCUGCUUCUCAGGACAAAAGACCUGGCGAACUGCUCCCAUAAAGAUCACAGCCUCAGAAACCCUGUGGGGUAGUUCUCCUCUGUCAGUUGGGGUCACUGUGAGUCAGAAUCACCUCUACAGCACACAACAGCCUUUAGAAAUAUAAGUUCUAGUGUAUAAGUGAGGUAAAGAGAGAAUAGGUAGUGAAGGAUAUCACCCAGGACCUCAGUUACUCAGUCAGUUAGGACACCCAGUGAGCUGUUUCAGAGAGUUCAUUGCUGUCACAUGGGGUCGCUAGGAGUCGACAGCACCUGACAACAGUAACGUGCCUAAAAGAGUAUAUCACAUUUCAGAGCGUUCAUUGCCCACACACCCCGGCCAUCUGCCUGCAUCACAGAAGAUUUGACUUGGGCGAGACGGUGGGGAGCUUAAAUGAACAACUUUUAGCAUAACAUUCCUCGUUAUCUAGAGUUUUGGAAUCUACUGCCUGCUGGCCAGGUUUUUAAAAUGAAAAGUAUUUUAAUGCUGCCAUAAAAGGAAAAAAAAAAAAAAAAAAGGAAGCGAAAUCAAAGGUAUCCUUCCGUGUACUUAUCUAAUUUAAUUUGUCAAAAGAUUGACAGGCCAUGAAUUAUUUCUCCAUCUCGCUAAGGUUUAAAGACGGGCAAACCCCACUGGCUAAGAGCUCUCCUGCCAAGUGCAUUGCAGCCUGUUCUAGAAAUCCAAGCUGAAACCCAGCCUGUGCUGUGGGCUCCUGACCACCAAACUUACCAGGAACCAGAGGGCACCUGCCACUCCCUCACUUAUGCGGAAAGCACAGCACUGCCUUCACUCCGAUUUUCACCCAGCUUAACCUUCCCUGUACCUUUUGUGACCAUCCGUCAGGGAUGGACAGUGCAAAAGCAACCGACCAGGGACACACGUGUUCAGUGAGUUUGCCUGUAGUUGAAGUUUAGCCUUGUGGUUUCCUGUGUUUUGUGUAACCCAUGUAGGGGGCACUCAGUGUAAGACGCUAGGACGUGCAGGAGGGUGAUUGUACACCUCAUACCUCUGCUUUCAUGUUUUGUUUUCAAAUGCUAUAUGAACAUUUCUGUGCUAAAUUCUAUUAAAGAAAGAGAUGGGUUAAAACCCACAUGCUGUAUAUUAAUUUGUAAUUAUGUACAAAGUGAAGCAGUUUUAAACUGUAAAGAUUUUUUUCAGUGUGUUUUCUGGAAUUUUGCCAUAACAUACUGGCUUUGUAUUUUAUUUAUCUUCCUUUCUAGUUAUCAGCUUCAAACUCUUGUAAAGU
Trichechus manatus latirostris (Florida manatee) is the source of this 14805-nucleotide messenger RNA. It is a transcript of the gene AKAP13, whose product is annotated as A-kinase anchoring protein 13. Gene Ontology annotation, molecular function: guanyl-nucleotide exchange factor activity; MAP kinase scaffold activity. Gene Ontology annotation, cellular component: actin cytoskeleton; membrane. Lineage: Eukaryota; Metazoa; Chordata; Mammalia; Sirenia; Trichechidae. The record is from RefSeq and is a predicted model, not a curated record. The transcript has 38 exons. Gene Ontology annotation, biological process: adrenergic receptor signaling pathway; regulation of Rho protein signal transduction; positive regulation of canonical NF-kappaB signal transduction. The coding region runs from base 4447 to 12990 and encodes 2847 amino acids.